AUGACCGAUGCUAUUAUAUAUAAUAAUAUUUUCUCAGUCCUUGAUAAAUGAGACUGUUUCAGCCUAGUGGACCUGGCGAUGAGUUUUGCCCAAAUGACGUCCGGUCUACGCAUUGCACUAGAGAUAGGCAGGCUGAAUCACCGCUACAGUCAUCUGAUUUUAGCUUGCAAGGCAAAGAACCACCAAACCCAGCUCUCAUAGCACAAGCUUCAGCUGCGUCAGAGAGUGCAGAUUAUCCCGAAGGAGGGGUGAGGGCGUGGCUGGUCGUGCUAGGAUCAUGGUCUGCUAUGAUUCCCUCUAUGGGCCUGUUGAACAGCCUCGGGAUUUUACAUGCUUGGGUCAGCGCUCAUCAACUUGAGGGUUAUUCGGAAUCAAGCGUUGGCUGGAUUUUUGGAGCCUAUGGAUUUUUUCUUUAUGUUGCUGGAGCACAAGCGGGAGCAAUAUUUGACGCAUAUGGACCUAAUUAUAUCAUUAUUCCGGGCUCCAUUGGGAUAGUUGCAGCAAUUAUCUGCCUUAGUUUCAGCGAAGCUUACUAUCAAAUUUUUCUCUCCUUCAGUGUGCUUGGUGGUCUUUCAGCAUCCGCACUCUUUACACCUGCAGUUUCGUCAGUUGGUCACUGGUUCAACCUUCGUCGAGGAUAUGCCACGGGCAUUGCAUGUACUGCUGGUGGGCUUGGAGGGGUUAUAUUUCCCAUCAUCAUCCUCUUUGCGGCCCCCAAAAUCGGGUUUCCUUGGGCAAUCCGUAUCAUAGCGCUCUUAAGUGCCGUAUUAUGCUUGCUCGCAUGUAUCCUUUUGAAAACCAGACUGCCGCCUAAUAAAAGCGCCGGCGCGUCUGUUGAUUUCAAAGCACUCAAGGAUGUCAAGUAUGCCUCCACAACUAUUGCAGUCUUCCUGGUGGAAUUUGCUGUAUUCAUACCGAUCACUUACAUUGCAUCUUAUGCUGUUCAUGUUGGUGUGCAUAAUGAACUUUCGUACGCGCUCAUUGUGUUUCUGAAUCUAGGUGCCGUUCCAGGACGCUUCUUACCUGGUUUAGUCGCGGAUCGAGUGGGCCGUUUCAACGUGAUGGUUCUGACCUCUAUUGUUUGCGCACUCUUGACCCUGGCUUUAUGGCUCAGCGCUGGGAAGAGCACGCCAGCCAUCAUCUGCUAUGCAGUCUUUUUUGGCUUUUGGAGCGGAGCGGCUAUCAGUCUAACGCCCGUGUGCAUCUCCCAAGUGUGCGCUACUGAGGACUAUGGUAAAAGAAACGGGACCACUUUUACUAUUUCUAGCAUUGGCACGCUUACUGGCAUUCCCAUCGCAGGAGCCAUCCAGCAACGAGAUCAUGGAGGUUAUGAGGGACUGAUUAUUUUCGGAGGAGUCCUGUAUCUUGCAGCAGCCAUAGCAUUUGCUCUUGCCCGAGGAAUUUGCCAAGGCUGGUCUCUGAAGACGAAAUUCUAGCGUAACCUAGCAUUAUCUUCCCUAUUAGAUAUUCCAUUUGCAUACUGAACGGUGCAUA
This is a messenger RNA of Xylona heveae TC161, 1494 nucleotides long. Its product is annotated as putative monocarboxylate transporter. Gene Ontology annotation, cellular component: fungal-type vacuole membrane. The transcript is spliced from 3 exons. NCBI's taxonomy places the organism in Eukaryota, Fungi, Ascomycota, Xylonomycetes, Xylonales, Xylonaceae. Gene Ontology annotation, molecular function: transmembrane transporter activity. Gene Ontology annotation, biological process: transmembrane transport. The record is from RefSeq and is a predicted model, not a curated record. The coding region runs from base 48 to 1436 and encodes 462 amino acids.